AUGACAUCUUCAAAUGAGAUAAUUAUUUUAGAUGAUGACGAUGAUGAUGAUAGUGAACAACAAAAAACACCAAGAUUUCAAGUAAAUAAUGGAGCUGAAACAAUGAAAAAUUCAAAUUCCGAUAUUAGAAAAAAAGUAAAUAAAACAAUUGUAAAUAAAAAAAGAGAGUUAUUGGCGAACAUCCAUUCAAAUAGAUUUGAUCGAAUAGAUAAUAAAAAGAUAAAAAGUGUUAAUGACAAUAAAACCAAGAAUACCAACAGUAUUAAUAAUAAUAAUAAUAAUAAUAAUAAUAAUAAUAAUAAUAAUAAUAAUAAUAAUAAUAAUAGUGAUGGUAAUAAAACAACAAUCCCAACAAUAACCACUACAACUAGUAGUCCCAAAAAUAUUAUUUGUAUAGAUGAUGAUGACGAUGAUGCUAUUGUAAAUAAUCUUAAUACAAAUAAAAUAACAAGUAAUUCAACAAAAGAAAUAGUGCAAACAAAACAAACGACACCAACAAAAGUACAGUCACCACGUUAUCAUAAUAGUAAUAGCAAUAAAAGUCCCAAUGCAAAAUCAAAUUUUUUAGCAGAUAUACACGAAAAAAGAUUAAAUAUUGGUGAUGGUGGUAUUACAAUCGAUGAGAAUUAUCACAACGUUUCAAAUGGAGAUAACGAUUCCUAUCGACCAAAUAAUAAUAAUAAUAAUAUCAAAAGUAACAGUAACAGUAAUAACAAUUCAGAUAAAAUUAAAACUAAUAAAGAACCAUUUAAUUUUCAACAAUCACUAGACUUGAAAAAACAAUUGAAUUCAAUUAGAAAUGAACAACAUAAAAGCUAUAGAAAUGAUAAAUUAAAUAAAAAGAAAUUCUUUGACCUAAAUGAUAUCGAUACACUUCAAAAACAAGAAUUACAGAAUAGAAUGAUUUCAGCAUCAAUGGAAACAACAAUACCAACUGUUAAUAGAAACGCUAUUCAUACAAUUGAUAAUACUAUAUUACAUCCUGAAGCAAUUGGUAGAAAAGCAUUGGAGUUUUCAAAUAAAUUUAGAAGUGCUCAAGGUAAACCAUCAUUAAUUUGGAAUCAAACUAUUUAUCAUAUAGGUGUUGAACAUAGUAAAAACAUGGCAGAGAAAAAAGUUGCUUUUGGACAUGAUGGAUUUAAUGAUAGAGCUAAAAGAUACCCAUUCCCAUCAAGAGGAGCUGGUGAAAAUGUUGCUUAUACAAAUGAUCCAGAUGAUAUUGCAAAUAAAGUGGUAAAUGGUUGGAUUAAUUCACCUGGACAUAGAAAGAAUCUUCUUGGUAAUUUUAAUGUUUGUUCAAUUGGCGUUUAUAAAAAUAGUGAAGGUUUUUGGUACUUAACUCAAUUAUUUGGUCUUCAAUAA
Messenger RNA from Dictyostelium discoideum AX4, 1362 nucleotides. RefSeq lists its product as hypothetical. Bases 1 to 1362 code for a protein of 453 amino acids. Lineage: Eukaryota; Evosea; Eumycetozoa; Dictyosteliales; Dictyosteliaceae. The record is from RefSeq and is a predicted model, not a curated record. The transcript has 2 exons.